Varanus komodoensis (Komodo dragon) is the source of this 2349-nucleotide messenger RNA. It is a transcript of the gene GATA5, whose product is annotated as GATA binding protein 5. Lineage: Eukaryota; Metazoa; Chordata; Lepidosauria; Squamata; Varanidae. Gene Ontology annotation, molecular function: zinc ion binding; RNA polymerase II cis-regulatory region sequence-specific DNA binding; DNA-binding transcription factor activity, RNA polymerase II-specific. Gene Ontology annotation, cellular component: nucleus. The transcript has 8 exons. Bases 713 to 1903 code for a protein of 396 amino acids. The record is from RefSeq and is a predicted model, not a curated record. Gene Ontology annotation, biological process: positive regulation of transcription by RNA polymerase II; negative regulation of transcription by RNA polymerase II; cell fate commitment.
AAUGUCAUUUUCCCGCCGGGCGAUCUGUUUAUUUAACCCUUCGAGAGGCAGCUCUCUCCAUCUCCGCGCCCUCCUUCCCAAGCCAAGCCGCUCGCCUCCCCUCCCAGCCCAGGAGGCUGUUCUUCAGUCUACAGCAGUCGUCUUUCGUUCCCGACCUCCUUGUCUCUCUUUUCUCCUCCAGCGACCUUUCCGCUCUUCCCAAAGAUUCGCUUUCACUUUCGGAGCGCCUUCUUCUCCCGGCUGCUCCUCCUCCUCCUCCUCUUUGGUUUCUGUCGCUGUUUGAAGAGCUGAAGUCCUCGCUUCCAAGGGACGCCUGAAAGCAGGACCUGGCCGGCCAAAGCGCCCAGAAAACCUUCUCCGGACAGAACUGAUCGAUUACUCGAUCGAGCCGUUCCGGGGCUGCUUUACAAUGAUUCCAGAUUGAUCAAGUAAAAAAGAGGUUUUCAUGAAAAACCCUGGUGCACAAAUCUCUGAAGGAGCCAACACACAGAGCGGCGAGCAAAAUAUGUUGUAACUACAUCGGGAUGUAGAAUCGAAUGACGCUCCAUCUGUAAGGUGCUUGAAAAGCUGUCGCAGUUGCAACAGCUCCGAGGAUUAGCUGGACUCUUCAUGUCCUAUCUUCGGCCCUUGCCCUCAAACUUCUUCGCUUGCCUCGAGUGCACCCCUCCAGCCGCUGCCUUGCUUUCUCAGCCCUCGCUUCGAAGGAUAUAAAAUGUACCAGAGCUUAGCUCUUGCUCCCAACCCGGGCCAGUCGGCAUACUCCCAUGACUCCAGCAAUUUCCUGCACUCGCCAGCCAGUCCAGCGGUGUACGUGCCCACCAGCCGGGUGCCCUCCAUGCUCCAGAGCCUGCCUUACCUGCAGAGUUGUGAACCUGCUCACCAGGGUCACCCGCUGAGCAGCCACCCAGGAUGGGCACAGACCACCAGUGCAGAAGCAUCGCAUUUCAGCCCCAGCAGCCCUCAUCCGCCAUCCAGCUUCUCCUACUCCCACAGUCCCCCUGGUGGCGGUAGUACCGGACGAGAUGGAGGGUACCAGAGCCCACUGUUACUAGGUACUGGGGGGCGUGACCAGUACGGCAAUACCCUGGUGCGGUCAGUCAAUGGAUCCUACUCCAGCCCUUAUCCGGGUGCUUAUGUCAGCCCCGCAGAGAUGCCGCCAUCUUGGACUGCAGGACACUUUGAGAGCAGUGUCUUGCAUAGCCUCCAGACACGGCAGGGGACCUUCUCUGGCCGGCGACCCACCUUCGAAUUCUUGGAGGAAUUCCCUGGGGAUGGCAGAGAAUGUGUCAACUGUGGGGCCAUGUCCACCCCACUCUGGAGGAAAGAUGGAACAGGGCACUAUCUAUGCAAUGCUUGUGGGCUCUAUCACAAGAUGAAUGGCAUUAACCGGCCGCUUAUCAAGCCGCAGAAAAGACUGUCCUCAUCUCGCCGUGCUGGCCUCUGCUGCACCAACUGCCACACAACCAACACCACACUCUGGAGGCGGAACGUGGAAGGGGAGCCCGUCUGCAACGCAUGUGGAUUGUACAUGAAGCUCCACGGGGUACCAAGACCUCUGGCAAUGAAAAAGGAGAGCAUCCAGACGAGGAAGAGGAAACCUAAAAAUAUCAGCAAAGGCAAAUCCUCAACAGGUUCCACGACUUCAACCACCAACUCCCCUUCCUCAGCAAGCACAGUCACUUUAAAAACUGAACCCGUGGUAACAUCACAAUAUCCAGGGCAAUCCAUAGUGUCAGCUUCCCAGGGUCCAAGCCAGUCUGAAGAUACACUGACUGAUAGCCACCCCCAGUUCAAGUAUGAACCAGAGGAUUACAAUUUCUCUCCAGGCACCAUGACACCACAGCAGUCGGGACUAAGCGUUCCCCUUCGCCAGGAUUCGUGGUGCGCCCUGGCACUGGCCUAGGAAACCAGUCUUCCUUGUAAAGUAAGAUGUGCUGCAGAGAACAACCUUUUCUUCUUAUGACAUUAGUGGCUCGCAGAUGCAAAGGACCUUCCUGCAUGGCCACUCUGGAUCAGAGAAUCUUCCUGUAAUCAACAACUGUUGUAGGUUGCAAAGACCGAUUUCUUUUUCUGCAGAGGCCUCGGUGUUUGAACACCGAUUGUGCUUGAGGCGUCCGACCCUUCUGGUAGUUAAGGAUCUCUUAAAGCUUUUUACUCUUAGCCACACCAAUCGAGAGGAAGAGGAACCUGGACCUCUUCUCCCAGGGGGAGGCCUUUUCUGUGAUCCAUCCUAAAGAAAUGAUUCGCACAAUCUAUGUUUUGCUCACAGUGAUUCUCCCCUGCCCCUUUUUAUGACUCCUCUGUGUGCAAUUUUGUUCCACUUUCCAAUAAAGACUAUGAUAGAAUGUA